This is a messenger RNA of Lotus japonicus, 597 nucleotides long. RefSeq names its product F-box/FBD/LRR-repeat protein At1g16930-like. Lineage: Eukaryota; Viridiplantae; Streptophyta; Magnoliopsida; Fabales; Fabaceae. Bases 1 to 597 code for a protein of 198 amino acids. The record is from RefSeq and is a predicted model, not a curated record. Gene Ontology annotation, molecular function: protein binding. The transcript has a single exon.
AUGGCUGAUAGGAUUAGCAACUUACCAGAUGAAGUUAUCUGUCACAUUCUCUCAUUUCUUCCAACUGAGGAUGUUGUUGCAACUACUGUUCUUUCAAAGAGGUGGAGAUCACUAUGGCUUUUAGUCCCAACCCUCGACUUCCAUUAUGAAAGAUAUAUUUCAUCCAACAACAACAGAUCACACUCUUCUUUUGUUCGCUUCGUAUACGCAACCAUUCUCGGACGAAGUUUUCCGCAACCCAUCAAAACCUUUCGCAUCAUAUGUGACUCUUCAGUUUCUGAUACCAUCAUUUGGUUAAACACAUCAAUGCAGAAACGCCAAGUUCAGAACGUCGAAGUCGGGUAUCUCAGUAAACCAGACUGGGUUCACUGUAAAGUCUCGUUUAGCAUUUUCAGCUCUACAACCCUUGUUGUUCUUAAGUUGCAUCGGGUGUGUUUCAAUGCUUUUCCUUAUUCUGUUGACCUUUCCACACUCAAAGCCCUGCAUUUGUCCCAUAUUGCCUUUAAAAAGGCUCAAUUUAUUGUUGAACUUCUUCAUGGGUGUCCAAUUCUUGAAGAAUUGGAAGCAAAUGUUGUACUUUGUAAUGACUACUACUAG